Molecule: messenger RNA, 3683 nt
Organism: Lagopus muta (rock ptarmigan)
Lineage: Eukaryota; Metazoa; Chordata; Aves; Galliformes; Phasianidae
Gene: SPATA22
Product: spermatogenesis associated 22
Exons: 10
Coding region: 266-1354 (362 amino acids)
Biological process (GO): gamete generation; meiotic DNA repair synthesis; homologous chromosome pairing at meiosis
Source: RefSeq, a predicted model, not a curated record
CCUUUUCUCACCUCGCACCUGAGUGAGGGUGGGGCGGGCUGAGCCGUUAUUUUUGGCGGGCUGCUGCUCGUUCCUGUCCCCUUAGUGUGUGGGAAGGUGGUCUGGUUUGUAGCUCGGGGCUGUGCUCUGCUCACCUUCAAGAGGAAGAAAAAUAAAGCUACGCAGAAAAGGGAUCUUAUGCCAUGCGAAAAUCGGCUUCAAGGGCUGUGGCGUCAGUGAAUACGGAGAACCAAAAAAGCGUUGGCUAUUGAAGCACAGCACAGCCAUGAAAAGGAGUUCAGCUGAUGCUUCAACCCGCAGCACCGCAGGUUGUUUGCCUGUGCCUCUCUUCAAUCAGAAAAAGAGACCCAGGCAGCCCCUCACCUCAAAUCCCCUUAAGAACGAGCCGGGUUCCAGUUCUGUGACUCAUGACUUUUCUUCCUCAUCAUUGGGCUGGGGAGCUGCAAACCCAGAAGUCGAUGAGCUACAGAAAGCAGCAGACAGUGGAGCAGAUGAUCACAUGGCUCCUUCCCCUAUGAAAUCACCAAAUGCAAUAAAGCCUAAUUUAGUCAAAGCUGGAAGAAACUUGUAUGACUACAGGGCAGAAGAGAAGACUCCCAGUACUAAAAUUUGGAACAGAAAUGAGUGCACCCCUGCAAGUAACAGAACAGGUUCAAUAUCUGGUAGUGGAACUACUCAAAAGUUUGAGAACCGUUCAAAUAAUUGGAAACCUGUUCAGCAGCAGAAAGUACCUGAUAGCUCCAAUUCAUCUCAGCACAUCAAAACAACAGGAACCAGCCAAAAGCGCUCCACUAAAGGACAGUGGCCAGUGAAACCUAACACUGCGUCAGGAAAUCUGCAGGAUUAUGGCCUGCCAUAUAAAUUGAACUGCAAUAGUCAGCAAAAUAGCAUGAAUGAAAAGCAAUUUGAUUGCGUUCCAGAAGCCAAAAGUCAGGAUAUUUCUUCAUUUCAAUUAAAGCUAAAAGAAAAAAGGAAUUCUUUGCGAAUCGUAUCUGCAGUCAUUGAAAGCAUGAAGCACUGGAGCCAAUACACUUACAAAACACCAAUAUUAUUUGAAGUUUUAGGCACCCUUGAUUCUGCAGUCACAUCUGGAGCGUACGGAGCCAAGAAUUUUCUUUUGAGAGAUGGAAAGGAGAGCCUGCCUUGUGUUUUUUAUGAAAUUGAUCGCGAGCUUCCAAGACUCAUUAGAGGUCGUGUGCUCAGAUGCAUGGGAAACUAUGACACAAAAAAGAACAUUUUCAAGUGUGUCUCUGUAAGACCAGCAACUGUUCCAGAACAAAACACUUUUCAAGAAUUUGUUAAAAUUGCAGAUGUUGAGAUGACAGCCUACGCAAAAACAAUGAAUGAAAUUUAAAUGUAAAGGUGGUAUAAAAUUCAUUCACUCAAACUAAUGCUGAAAAUGUGAUUAAAUAAUUGAAAAUAUACUCUGUUAUCCAACAAAUGCUAAGGACAGCAUUUUGUUUCCACUAUUACUCUCACAGUGUAUUUUCUCUGGCUAUUUGUUAUGUAGUUCAUUGGAUUUUACUGGAGAAAUUCUGAAUUGAAAUGUUGGAGUUGUUUAUAUGAAUGUAACUUAUUUAUAUGAACUGUUCCUGCUUAACUAGAGUGAGGCAAAUUCUAUUUUUUUGGAAUGGACUGUUCAAUGAGUUUUAUUUAAAAACAAACAAAAAAAUCCAUGGAUCAGUGAAAACUGCAGGGAGUGCCCCACUCGUAUCCCUUUUGUCUGUUACCCCAGUGUAUGCAUCCUUAACAGCAGACCAGGCUGAUUAGUGGCCUCUUAUUUCUCCCAGUCACUGAAGAAAAGACUUAAUAGUGAAACUUCCUUCCAUUGAGGCACCAGGAGGAGAAGUGAGGCUGAGCCACCCCUAAGGGGAUCAAACCCUUCUCUUACCUUCUCACCUCAAUGACAUACUGCCUAUACGUGCUACCUACUGUACAUUUUAUUUUCCCCUUUUGGUGUGGUGGGUUUUUGUUUGUUUCUGUGCCCACAAGCAAUCAGUUUAGACCUUUACAAACAAUUUGCUGAGAGUGAAAUUUUAUGUUUUGAGUUCUGUAAUACUUGGCCACACAAAUUUGACUCUGACAGUAGUUCAGGUGUCUCAGAAAAAGGAUACUCUCAAAACUAAUUCACACUGCCAUUGCUUCUUACCUUCAGCUAUUAGAAAUACCUUCAGUACCUCUUUCAGAAUGUUGACUGUGGUGAGUGUUUGGUCCAAGUUCAGUAGUGAUCAAACAUCAACAAAGUUCUUUGUGUGAUUUCAUUAAAAUUGCUCUCUGCUAGAAAGUAAGAUGGUGUAUCCUGCUUCAGUUUCCUUUGAAUAGCAACAGCAUGUGUAAGAGCUCUUCUAGAAAGGCACAUAACAGGCACUGCAGAAGGAUUUCACAGGAUACAGCUGUACACAGUAGGUAUUCAUAUGGUUCCCUUUGCUACACCACUAGUUGUACUCCUCUUUAAAAACAGUGGAUCAUUAUGACACUUGUUUAAAUGAGCAGCACGCCCUGUAGCUGUGGGAACAUUGUUCAAGGACAUGCAGGAAGUUGGAAAAUAAUUACUUGAACACAGAACUUCCUUGCCUUUGCCAUAAGAACAUCCUGUGAGGGGCGGUCCACGUGCAUGUUUGUGUCUUUGCCUUCAAAUAUCUACUCUCACACUUAUUCCUGUUGUUUCUAUUUCCUUCUCCCCUUACUUCAACACCGUGUACCAAAUUUGUUGGAAUUUUUUUUUAAUAAUAAAAGAGAGAUGUUAAGAAAACAGUAAACAGUGAUUUUUUUUUUUUCAAAUUUUUUUAUUAUACAGUGUUGGCAAUUGGAAAUUUCACAUUUAAAAUAAUUGAAGUAUUGUAUCCAACAAGUCAAAUACAGAAAACAGUUAAUAUUCUAAAAAGGAGCCAGCUAGUCAAUGCAGAAACACAUUAAUGGAAAAUACAGCUUUUAGUUACACUUAGAAAAUUAUAUAUUUAGAAUAAAACUUGAACCUGAUCCCAUAAAUUGUUUGACUUUUAACAAGAAAACGCUUUACACAGUUCAACUCGUAGACAGUCUUUAUUUUAAAAAGUGAUCUGUCAGUGUUAGCAUAUGGAUUGUUAGCAACACCCUACUGAAGCUGUCAGUUGAGGAGCUAAAGCAUAUGCUUUCCUAACUGUGCUAAGAAUCCCUUGCCUUAUCUCUGUCUUCUGUGCUAAGCUGGUUCUGAGCAUGGAUGUUUCAAGGAAAGUUUUGCCUGUCCAGUUGUAGGGGUCCUGUACUUAUGCUUCAUUUCCUUAACGUAUGGUAAAACAACAAAAUUUCCAAAUGGAGACAGUAGUUGGGUUCAUGGAAGGAAACAGAGCCUGACAGCGCUCACAACAGAAGAGGCUGAGUUUAAAGAAGUAAAAGAUUUGGUACAGCAGCGUUGUGAAUUGUAAAACUCCAUUAAAACAGUACAUUGAAAUUACGAGGGAGGUUUGAGCUGUGGGGCCAGAAUUGCAAGAGUGUGUGUGUGUGUGUGUGUGUGUGUGUUCAACAUCACACAGCGCUGCAGUCCUCAGAUUGUGGCUGAAUGAAGGUUCUAGUUCUGCACAUGUGAAAGUUAACAAGCAAUGACAGGAACUGAUUGGCUGUGCUCAGCAGGUAUGGUGUGGAUGUUAAGAAAAACACAAAACUUUGCUUGUAGAUUUUAGGUACUUGCAAUUAUUUUUUUUUUU